This is a messenger RNA of Stegostoma tigrinum, 706 nucleotides long. RefSeq names its product hemoglobin subunit alpha-like. The transcript is spliced from 3 exons. NCBI's taxonomy places the organism in Eukaryota, Metazoa, Chordata, Chondrichthyes, Orectolobiformes, Stegostomatidae. The record is from RefSeq and is a predicted model, not a curated record. The coding region runs from base 61 to 489 and encodes 142 amino acids. Gene Ontology annotation, biological process: oxygen transport; hydrogen peroxide catabolic process. Gene Ontology annotation, molecular function: oxygen binding; haptoglobin binding; oxygen carrier activity. Gene Ontology annotation, cellular component: blood microparticle; haptoglobin-hemoglobin complex; hemoglobin complex.
UCUGUCAGCAAAAAGCUCAAAAUUGUUCAGUCUACUCAAAGAGUGUCCAGAGCAACAACAAUGUCUUGUGAAGAAUUCAGCGAGGGCGAUAAGAAAAUUAUACAUGAGCUCAGCAAAUCGCUCAAGAGUAAUGCACAAAGAUAUGGUGCGGAAUCUUUGUCCAGGCUGUUUAUGACUAAUCCUGGAAGCAAGACUUACUUUGACUACAGUGACUUUAGCAUGCCAAACCUGAAAGGCCAUGGGGAAAAGGUCAUGAAUGCAUUGGCCAAAGCAGCAGACAAUGUGGAUAAUCUGAAGGGGUCACUCUGCGAACUUGCUGCUCUCCAUGGGAAAACACUUCUGGUGGACCCUCAAAACUUCCCGAUCUUCUCUAGAUGUAUCCAAGUGACCUUGGCCAAUAACCUGAGCAGUUUCCCUCCUGAAUACCAACUUGCUGCGGACAAAUUCCUUGUGGCUGUUUGUGACCAUCUGAGCUCUAGGUACCGUUGAAAAUGCACCGAAGAGCAUUUCAGUGGAAAGCAGCUUGAAGCUCAUUCUCCACACUCCUCUCUGCCCAGUUUGCUCAAACUACAUGCCAAUGAAUCCUUUCUCAUUAUGAACAGUCUGCAUCUUUCUGUAGCCUGCGCUCUUCAAAAUUGAUUGUAAUUGUUAAACUGCUUCAAGUGAAAUUAUUCCUGAGACACAAUAAACAUUUGCUUUCACCAAU